Messenger RNA from Eurypyga helias (sunbittern), 1263 nucleotides. RefSeq names its product KIAA0930 ortholog. The annotation marks the transcript as partial. The record is from RefSeq and is a predicted model, not a curated record. The transcript has 8 exons. Lineage: Eukaryota; Metazoa; Chordata; Aves; Eurypygiformes; Eurypygidae.
GUUGAAGUUGAAGUUUACCGGAGAGAUUCUAAGAAGCUUCCUGGCCUGGGAGACCCCGACAUUGACUGGGAAGAGAGCGUCUACUUGAACCUCAUCCUACAGAAGCUGGAUUACGUGGUGACAUGUGCUGUGUGCACACGCUCCGAUGGAGGAGAUAUUCACAUUCACAAAAAAAAGUCUCAGCAAGUGUUUGCAUCUCCUAGCAAGCACCCAAUGGACAGUAAAGGAGAGGAGUCAAAGAUCAGCUACCCCAACAUAUUCUUCAUGAUUGACAGUUUUGAAGAGGUUUUCAGUGACAUGACUGUGGGAGAAGGAGAAAUGGUCUGUGUGGAGCUGGUGGCCAGUGACAAAAGCAACACGUUCCAAGGGGUAAUUUUUCAGGGGUCCAUCCGCUAUGAAGCACUCAAGAAAGUCUAUGACAACAGGGUGAGUGUGGCAGCUAAGAUGGCUCAGAGAAUGUCUUUUGGCUUUUAUAAAUACAACAACAUGGAAUUUGUCCGAAUGAAAGGGCCUCAAGGGAAAGGACAUGCGGAGAUGGCAGUGAGUAGAGUGUCUACUGGUGACACUUCACCAUAUGGGACAGAAGAAGAUUCAAAUCCAGAAUCCCCAGUGCAUGAGAGAGUCACUUCUUUCAGCACACCGCCAACCCCAGAACGCAACAAUCGCCCAUCCUUUUUCUCCCCAUCCCUGAAGCGAAAAGUGCCCCGAAAUCGAAUAGCCGAGAUGAAAAAAUCCCACUCAGCAAAUGACAGUGAGGAAUUCUUCAGAGAUGAUGAUGGCGGAGAUCUGCAUAAUGCGACAAAUCUGAGGUCGCGGUCCUUGUCUGGAACAGGACGGUCUCUGGUGGGCUCGUGGCUGAAGCUGAACAGAACUGAUGAAAACUUUCUACUCUAUGCACACCUAACUUACAUCACUUUGCCAUUGCAUCGAAUUUUAACAGAUAUUCUGGAGGUGCGGCAGAAACCAAUUCUGAUGACAUAGCAGAGAGCGGGCACUGCCUUGGAGCCUUGUUGCCAAGUGCCUACCCACAGCGGUUUUCUGUGCUAACACUACCACCUAGUGUCAGGAACAUAAACCUCCGCAGGAAAAAGGGAAGUCCGAGAAUACCAGCCGAUCAAAAAGUGCCUCUUUCUUCCUUCCUCUGCUGUCAUACACCGUAUGCCCACUUGCAGUACAUCGCUUGGGUGUUCUUCUGACUGGAAGAGGACUUUCAGCACGAUGAAACAAGAAGGGGCUGUGUUUAAAAUGAGUCAACGCUUUAUG